Molecule: messenger RNA, 3297 nt
Organism: Trypanosoma conorhini
Lineage: Eukaryota; Euglenozoa; Kinetoplastea; Trypanosomatida; Trypanosomatidae
Exons: 1
Coding region: 1-3297 (1098 amino acids)
Biological process (GO): nucleocytoplasmic transport; activation of GTPase activity
Cellular component (GO): nucleus; cytosol; perinuclear region of cytoplasm
Molecular function (GO): small GTPase binding; GTPase activator activity
Source: RefSeq, a predicted model, not a curated record
AUGUCGCGUACGUGGUGCCCUGCCUUGAAUAAGGAUGCAUCUCUGCAGCUUGAUACGAAGCAUCUACGCAAGAGGGCCAGUGCGCAGGGCAGCUGCAUUUCUUCAUCUUCGAGGAAAUCCACGAAGGAGACUGCGGCUGUUGCGGCCGAAUGUGGUGUUUCUGUGAAUCAGUUGUCGACCGAGCUAACACAACGUGUGGGGUGCUGUAUUUCCAAGUUCAGUGCCUGCGUCGUUGCCUCGAGGGCAAAUAUGGCUCAAUGGCCGAGCUUUGAGGACUCCACUGUAACUGUCCUCCACCAUGCAGAUAUUCCACUUGUGGCGCGAACAGAGGAUGAGGCAGAGAGUUUAGUACCGAAAGAAAUGCCUGUAAUUGCGUACCAUGCUUCGCAUAUACUAAAGGCACUAGCAGAAUUAGAGGCGCUUCCCGAUGUACAGCUGCCAGCUGACCAGAUCGUGGAUUUUAUUACCUAUGUAAUGCGCUUGGAGUCUCGGCGGAAAAACUACAGUAUAUCGCAGAACAUGCGGCGGGUGGCACUGAUGCCCUCGUUUUCAGCGCCAGUUUCUCUCGCCGACGUGCUUGAGGCUUUGAACGUUAACCGUCGCAUGUUGGAGCAAUUACGUUCUAUUGAACUUGCGGGGGAGUUCGAGGAGAGCACCGAAGACUCGGUGCUUGAGGAGUUUCUACAGGCAGCCCAGCACCUCGCCGUGCUAGAUGUCCCGCACACGGCACUUGGCCAGGUGGCGCCGACAUUGAUACCGCUACUCAAGGCUUCGACGGUGCGGGUGCUUAACAUGGAGGGGAAUGAGUUGGGACUGGUGGCCAGCGAAGGCGACGUUAUUACGCUUCUUGCGGAAUACGUGAGGGAAAACAAGUUCCUGCUUCAGUUGAAUCUCAACUACAACAACAUACCUGGGAAUGGCGCGCUGUUGCUCUUGGAGGCGCUGGCUGCUUCUGACACGAGGUUUACGCCGCAGGACAUGCCGGACGUGGAGAACGAGGGAGAGGACGAGGAGGCGGAGGGUGAGGUUCUUAACGACCUCGAUUUUUUCCUUCCCCACCGGGAUGGGGACGAGGAAGAGGAGGAGGAGGAGGAGGAGGCGGAGGAGGUGUUCCAAGCCAGGACCAUCGAGAAGCAGGAGACAAAGCAAUCCCCCGACGAGGAGGAAGAAAUGGGCGAUGACGAUGAUGACGAAGAGGAGGAGGGGGACGAAGCUGGAGGCGAGGAAGCGCAGCCGGAGGGAGAUGGCAGAGAGGAGGAGGAGGAGGAGGAAGAAGAGGAAGAAGAGGAAGAGAAACUUCCUCCCCACCUUGUGAAGAAGUUUCGGCGGCUCUUUCAGAGGUUGAUGCGCGAGGAGAGGGAACAGCGUGUCCUUUGCGUGACUACAUACGUGAGUGAGGCAGCCGCGCUACAGAAGGAACACGAGGCCAUUCGGACCGAACUCGCAAAUGAGAGGCGUGCCAGGAUCGAAAAAUACUGCCAACGCCGCAGUGGCUGGUCACACUUGCAGGUGCUUCGGCUGCGAGGCAACCCUAUCGGGAAUGCAGGAGCAACGGGCGUGGCGACGGUGCUCCGGCAUGAGGUGAGCCUGGGAGAGGAGGAGGUGGAAAGUAUUCAAGCGGAGCUCCUUGGCAAGGCAGACGAUCUUCUUAGUGAGCUGCUUUCAGGCAGGGGGAGUGUCGCUACCGAAGAGGUGGAAGACAGGCGACGGCUGUUAAGUAGCCAUCGCACUGCCUGGUCUGCACUGAAAGCAGCCUGGGCGGGGAAGUCGCAGACAGAGAAGGCUCCUGGUGCCGGCGUGUCGCCGCACCGAUCCUCACUUCGAUCUUCAACAGGCGUGGCGGUGGUUGGAGAUGCGGACGGUGCAGACGGGGAAGAAGAUUUGGAAGAUGCUGAAGGUGAGGAAAACCAAGAUGCUCAAAAUGACGCGAUGAUGCAUUCAGCAGGGGACGUCGGCUUCGUUGACGACGUGGACGAGUUUGUGGAGGAGGACGCGGCGCAGCUGGAGGAGGCGCGUGGGAACUGGGAGAUGCCGUUUCCUCCCACAAAACGCGGUCUUCAGUCUCUCCGUCUGCUUGAUCUCUGCAGUUGCCAAAUUGGGAGUGUAGGACUCAAACGCAUCGGCGAGGUUCUCUGCGAAAACCAGUCUCUGGAGAUUUUGUUGCUGCGGAACAACCACUUUGCUAGGAAACGGGUCGCACUUCACGCCGCCGAGGAGGACGCAGAGGAGGAGGAGGCCACGAGACGUGUGGACGUCCCACAGUACGUGUCUCCUGGUUGCAUCGCGCUCUUUGGAGCGCUCACGACAAAUUCGACGCUCACGGUGCUGGAUCUCGCAUACAACGGCCUCUACCCAGAGAGCAUCCGUGCUCUGGCAAAGGCGUUAACGUCCAACACGACACUCCAUUCGCUUGCGUUGGAGGGAAACUGCAUGGGGUUCGAUGAGUCUCCGUACCAAAUGGACCCCGCCGUGAUCAAGGCAACGGGGUAUCCAGUGGAUGUCAGCAUCCUGUCAAGACCUUCAUGCUUUCUGGAGUUGCUUAAGGCCGUUUCGGAGAGUGGCAUCAGUACAUUGCUUUUAGGCCAGAAUGAUCUCGCGCAGUGCUGGGCUUCUGAGGAGGUUGCGUGGUUGGCGAGGCUCUGCUGCCGACUUCAAGUCCUGCAUCUGAACGGAAAUGGCUUGACCGCAGAACACCUCACACAGUGGGCGGAUGCCAUACAAUCUGAUAUGAAUUUCACGCUAAAGGAUUUGCAGCUGUCACGAAAUAACCUGCAGGGCGAGAGCGGAGGGACCGCUUUGGGACGCAUCCUUGAUCGUUGCAAGGGGAGCUUGCAGAAUCUUAUGCUCGAUGAGACGGAACUUGGCUCCGCAGGUGCGGCGGCUGCGUUUGCGGCUUUUGAAUCCUCUACACUACAAUCACUGAGCAUGCAGAGGGCCGGAAUAGUGUCUGCGGAUGCCUUUCCUUCUGCCGUACUCGCUCCGCUUCGUCGUCUUGUUGUUUCGGACAAUCCUUUCAGGUUAAACGAGAUGCUGGGCCUGAUGGAUGUACUGUGUGGCACUGCAUCCGAGCUGAUGUGCUUGUCAAUAUGGAGUCGCGAGUUAUUGAUGGAAAAAUAUCUCCCCGAACUGCAGGAAAAGGUGCUCCAGAUGCCACGACUCCUAUUUGUAGACUUUGGUGUACUGAAGCGUUUUGACGACGCGGUGGAUGCCGAUGACCCGCUUGGUCAGCUGGAGGCUAUCAUUGUCCGGCGUCACACGUCACGAGUGGCUGGCGGUGUAGCGACUUGCGAGGCGUAA